Pollicipes pollicipes is the source of this 1143-nucleotide messenger RNA. Its product is annotated as acid-sensing ion channel 3-like. Bases 1 to 1143 code for a protein of 380 amino acids. Lineage: Eukaryota; Metazoa; Arthropoda; Thecostraca; Pollicipedomorpha; Pollicipedidae. Gene Ontology annotation, molecular function: ligand-gated sodium channel activity. The transcript has 3 exons. Gene Ontology annotation, biological process: sodium ion transmembrane transport. The record is from RefSeq and is a predicted model, not a curated record. Gene Ontology annotation, cellular component: plasma membrane.
AUGGGUGAAUCAGAAGACAGCCAGAGCAGCACGGAGCUGCGUCGGGAGCUGCCGGUGCCGGCCCUGACUCUCUGCAACCGCGCCCUCUACACGCCCGGCCUGGCCAACCUGAGCUUAGAGCCGGACUCCUCGCUGGCAGAGCUGGACUGGGAGCGGCGUGGCGCCGACACCGUGCCCUGGCUGCUGCGGCAUGCCGCAGUCGGGGCGGAGCAGGCGCUGAGGGGUUGCAGGCUGCUCGGCCGGCCGUGUGAGGAGCUCGGCUCUUGGGAGCGCCGACUACACCUGCCGGCUGGAGACUGUUUCACCUUCACACCCAACGUCAGCGAGGGCAUGGAUGUCAGCGGAAGCUAUCAUGUCCGUUUCGUCCUCCCCUCGCAGGUCUACCGCGGUCUCAACGGUGCGAUGGCACUGACGGACCAGCUUGAGUUCGAGGAGUACUCCGGCAAUGCCGCGGUGCUGUCCCUGUACCUGCACAAUGCCGCUGACCCGUUCACCACGCUGCCCUGGAUCCAGAACCUCAAGUCAGCAGACGUGCCCCUGAGGAGACCGACCUACGUGCGGACCUCCCUGAACGAGUACCACAAGCUCAACCGGCGCAGAGACCCGUGCGAGUCUCGCGCCGGUUACAGUCGCGUCCGCUGCUCUCUGGCCUGCUACACUGCCGCCACAGCCGCCGCCUCCGGCCUGGCCUGCCACGUGACUGGCAUGGUGCCCGACGCGCCGCUCUGCGGCAACUUUGCCAACUACUCAGCUGUGCAGAUGGCGUUCACAUCGCCGAGGGCCGCGAAAGCCUCCGUAGCCGACUGCCACCGUCGGUGUCCAGAGCCUUGUCGCCACCUGGUGUUCACCCCGAGCAAGAUCUUGUACCGCACCAAGACCAUCAAAAACGCCGCAACGACCAGGAGACUGUCCAACGAGGCGAGACGCUGGAAAGUCGCUCGCGAUUCCUCCUUUUCUCUGGACGUGCGCUACUUUACACCGUACGUGGCCGUGCACGAUCAGCAGUGGGCCUACAGUCUGUCGGCGCUACUCGGCGAGAUCGGCGGCGUAGUGGGCCUUAUGCUCGGUGCCAGGCGCGGUCCGCUGGGCGGUGCCAACCGCGCCAACCGCACGCCUCUCCGUCCACGACCAGCGGAGACUUGA